Messenger RNA from Habropoda laboriosa, 410 nucleotides. Its product is annotated as cytochrome c oxidase assembly factor 6 homolog. The coding region runs from base 74 to 382 and encodes 102 amino acids. The transcript has 4 exons. The record is from RefSeq and is a predicted model, not a curated record. Gene Ontology annotation, biological process: respiratory chain complex IV assembly. Gene Ontology annotation, cellular component: mitochondrion; respiratory chain complex IV. Lineage: Eukaryota; Metazoa; Arthropoda; Insecta; Hymenoptera; Apidae.
AUAUAUUUCGAAUUCACAAGUGAAAAUUCAUUCAUGUGCUGCAGAGUUUUAUUUUCAAAAUAGUUGAUUUAGAAUGUCUUUCCCAAGUAAAGAAGACCGUACAAGGUGUUGGAAUCAUAGGGAUGAAUAUUGGAAGUGCCUUGAUGAUGGUAAAACAGAAUUAGAAUGCAAAAAAUUUAGAGAGCAGUAUGAAAAAUUUUGUCCUGCACUAUGGGUAAAACACUUUGAUCGUAAGAGAGAGUACUUGAAAUUCAAAGAGCAACUAGAACAAGGGGGGACAUGUACCCUUGAUGGAGAUAAAAUAGAGGGGCCUGAUUCAACUGCACAAACUUCAAAAGCAGUUUUUAAUUUUCAAACAACAAAUAUAAAUUCAUAUGAUUAGCGGACGGCAGUUUACUGAAAACGAACUU